Messenger RNA from Punica granatum (pomegranate), 1238 nucleotides. Lineage: Eukaryota; Viridiplantae; Streptophyta; Magnoliopsida; Myrtales; Lythraceae. The record is from RefSeq and is a predicted model, not a curated record.
UUUUCCUCUCCAGUGUAGUUGAGGAGGUUGAGGAGAUCGAGCCAGUUAUGGUGCACCCGCAGCAUCACAGCCACAAAUCGUCGGUCCUCCCCAAGCGGAUAAUCCUCGUCCGGCACGGCGAGUCCCAGGGCAACUGCACCCCGACGGCGUACACCACCACCCCCGACCCCAAGAUCCCCCUCACCCCGCACGGCAUCUCCCAGGCCCAGCAGGCCGGGGCCCGCCUCCGGGCGUUGAUCUCCUCCGGACCGAGGGACUGGCGAGUGUUCUUCUACGUGUCCCCUUACGAGCGGACGAGGUCGACGCUGCGGGAGAUCGGCCGGGCGUUCAGCCGGCGGCGGGUGAUCGGGGUGCGGGAGGAGUGCCGGGUACGGGAGCAGGACUUCGGGAACUUCCAGGUCGAGGAGCGGAUGAAGGUCGUCAAGGAGACGAGGGAGCGGUUCGGCCGCUUCUUUUACCGAUUCCCGGAGGGGGAGUCCGCCGCCGACGUCUUCGACCGCGUCUCCAGUUUCCUAGAGUCUUUAUGGAGGGACCUAGACCUGAACAGGCUCCAUCACGACCCUUCACAGGAGCUAAACCUGAUAAUUGUAUCCCAUGGCCUCACAUCCCGAGUCUUCCUCAUGAAGUGGUUCAAGUGGACAGUGGAGCAAUUUGAGCUCCUAGGUAACCUGGAGAACUGCGAGUUUCGGGUCAUGCAGCUGGGACCUGGAGGAGAGUACAGCCUAGCAAUCCACCACACGGAGGAAGAGCUGCUAGAAUGGGGACUCUCCCCCGAAAUGAUCGAAGACCAGAAGUGUCGGGCCCAUGCCGGUAAGGGUGCGUGGAGCGAGAAGUGCCCGUGGUAUAUUAAUUCUUUCUUUGACCAUUUGGCCGAUUCCGAAGAAAGUGAUGGAGAUGGAGGUGAUGAUGAUUGUUCAUGUACAUAAGUCGGCUUCGAUUUUGGGUUUGGGAAUUUUUUUGGGGAUAAUUUCUUAUAAUGAGCGGGGAUUCUUUCAUAUUUGAGCUUCAGGUGGUUGCUACGCGCUGAUACUGCUUCUCUGUUUAGUGAUGGGAUCGAGAAGAAGGCAGACUCUAGUAGUAGGCUGUGUAACAAUAUUUGUUAGGAAAUGCAUUUCAUGAAUUUCUCAUAAUGCCAAACCCUCGAAAAUUUGUGCCCAUAGAGGCUGUAAUAUUGUUGGCUUCCUUAAGAGACAUAUUCAAUGGUGUAAAUCCCAGUGUUUUCUGGUUUUUAUUGUGUC